Molecule: messenger RNA, 4344 nt
Organism: Callithrix jacchus (white-tufted-ear marmoset)
Lineage: Eukaryota; Metazoa; Chordata; Mammalia; Primates; Cebidae
Source: RefSeq, a predicted model, not a curated record
UCCCGGCUCUUCCCAGGCUGGAGGAAGGCCACAAGCCUUGAGCUCAUUGGCUGACGGUAGGGGGCGGACUGCCAGAGCCUUCCUUUGAUUGGCUAGUUUCUCUUAGCGGAAAGCCAAUCGUUGCGGGCAGGCGGUGAGGGAGUGGCCAGGCUCGGCGUACAGGCCCCGCCCCGAGUCCCGCUGCCCACCCAAGCCAGGCGCUCUCGAUUGGCGGAGCAUGGCCCAGGAGGAAGCUGGGAGCCUGCCCGAGGUGCUGGCACGUGUAGGGGCCGCUCAUGGCAUCCCCGACGUGGCCCAGAAGCUCCACUUCUAUGACCGCUGGGCUCCGGAUUACGACCAGGACGUGGCCACCCUGCAGUACCGCGCCCCCCGCCUUGCAGUGGACUGCCUCACACAAGCCUUUCCAGGCCCACCCCACAGUGCCCUGAUCCUGGACGUGGCCUGUGGCACAGGCCUAGUGGCUGCCGAGCUACAGGCCCGGGGCUUCCUCCAGCUGCACGGGGUGGAUGGGAGCCCAGAGAUGCUGAAACGGGCCCGGGCCCGUGGCCUCUAUCAGCACCUCAGCCUCUGCACCCUGGGCCAGGAGCCUCUGCCCAGCCCCGAAGGAACCUUCGACGCGGUGCUGAUAGUUGGUGCUCUCAGUGAUGGCCAGGUGCCCUGCAGUGCGAUACCUGAGCUCCUACGUGUCACCAAGCCAGGUGGGCUGGUGUGUCUGACCACCAGGACCAACUCGUCUAAUCUUCAGUACAAGGAGGCUCUGGAGGCCACCCUGGACAGCUUGGAGCAGGCUGGGGUGUGGGAGCGCCUAGUGGCCCUGCCGUGGAACACUGGGAGCUGGCUACCUCCGAGCUGGAGGUGGUACCCGGCACCUCUGCCAAAGAUGGCUUCAUCUCCGGCAUCAUCUACCUGUACCAAAAGCAGAAAUCGACCCAGGUUGAGGAAGUGAGAUCCAGCCCACAGCCCCCAGCUGUCCCCUGAUUCUAUGUGGCCUUAGCUGGGCCCUUCUGCUGGGCCUCCUCUGCCUCCCUUGUAAAAUGAGACCGCCAAACCAACCCUGCCCCUCAGAAAUGCCCUGCUGGCCGGGCGCAGUGGCUCACACCUGUAAUCCCAGCACUUUGGGAGGCCAAGGCAGGUGAAUCACGAGGUCAAGAGAUCAAGACAUCCUGGUCAACAUGGUGAAACCCCGUCUCUACUAAAAAUACAAAAAAUUAGCUGGGCAUGGUCGUGCGUGCCUGUAGUCCCAGCUACUCUGGAGGCUGAGGCAGGAGAAUUGCCUGAACCCAGGAGGCGGAGGUUGUGGUGAGCUGAGAUCGCGCCAUUGCACUCCAGCCUGGGUAACAAGAGCGAAACUCCAUCUCAAAAAAAAAAAAAAAGAAAGAAAGAAAUGCCCUGCCUAUUAAAUGAGCUCCCAGAAGGGGCAGAAGGACUCAUGGCUCUGCAGUUUUCUAGCCCUGGACAUCAGGCCAGGCGUGGUGGCUCACACCUGUAAUCUCAGCACUUUGGGAGGCCGGGACGGGCAGAUCACCUGAGGUCGGGAGUUCCAGACCAGCCUGACCAACAUGGAGAAACCCCGUUUCUACUUAAAAAAAUACAAAAUCAGCCUGGCAUGGUGAUGGCACAUGCCUGUAAUCCCAGCUACUCGGGAGACUGAGGCAGGAGAAUUUCUUGAACCUGGGAAGUGGAGGUUGCAGUGAGCCGAGAUCACGCCAUUGCCCUCCAGCCUGGGCAACAAGAGCAAAACUCCAUCUCAAAAAAAAAAAGAGUGGCAUCAGUUCCUGUGGGUUCUAGAAUCAAGAAGUGGCAGGUUGUGGUGGCUGAAGCCUGUAAUCCCGGCACUCUGGGAGGCCAACACAGGAGGAUUACUUGAGAUCAGGAUUUCGAGACCAGCCUGGGCAACAUAGUGAGGCCCCCAUCUCAAAGAAAAAUUAUAAAAAUUAGCACUUUGGGAGCCCGAGGUGGGAGGAUCACUUGAGGUCAAGAGUUCAAGACCAGCCUGGCCAACAUGGUAAAACCCUGUUUCUACUAAAAACACAAAAAUUAGUUGGGCAUGGUAGCACAUGCCUGUAGUCCCAGCUACUUGGGAGGCUUACAGAAGAAUUGCUUGAACCCAGUGGGGGUGGAGGUUGCAGUGAGCUGAGUUCAUGCCACUGCAUGACAGAGCAGGACUCUGUCUCAAAAAAAAAAAAAAAUAGAAAUUGUAAAAAUAAGCCAGGUGCCAUGGGUGCUUGCCUGUAGUCCCAGCUACUCAGGAGUCUGAGUGGGGAGGAUUGCUUGAGCCUGGAGGUCAUGGCUGCAGUUACGGUGAGCUUGGAUCAUGCCACUGCACUCCAGCCUGGGGACAAGACCCUGACUGUAAAAAAAGGAAAGAGGCCCAGCUCGGUGGCUCACGCCUGUAAUCCCAGGACUUUGGGAGGACGAGGAGGGCAGAUGACAAGGUCAGGAGUUUGAGACCAGCCUGGCCAACAUGAUGAAACCCCAUCUCUACUAAAAAUACAAAAAUUAGCCAGGCAUGGUGGCGGAUGCCUGUAAUCCCAGGCACUCGGAAGGCUGAGGCAGGAGAAUUGCUUGAACCUGGGGGGCAGAGAUUGCAGCAAGCCAAGGUCACGCCACUGCACUCCAGCCUGAACAGCAGAGCAAAACCUCAAAAAAAAAAGUGACAGAGAAGACCCCUCCAUGAGCCCUCCCUGAGCCAGGUAUAAUUGGUCGCUCCUUCCAGGGUGCUGGGCCCACUCACCUCUAACUUACUGACAAGAACAUGAAGCCUGAGCCACCUUGGAACUUGCGGUGCACAGCGGUGUCAGAGCAGGGACCCAAGGCCGUGGCCAAGUCCAAGGGGUUGCUGAGACCCAAGCCCUGUCCUGGACAGCUCCCCGACCCAAAUUCAGAGCCCUAAGUCCCAAGCUAUAGAUCUGGGGCUGGGCCACACUCCAUUUCCUCAUCCAUCAAGGGAUCCAAAUGACAAGCUCUGGGUGUGGCUUGGAGGCUGCCCUUCAGGUGAAAGGCAUUCAGUGACCAGCAGCACCUUGCUGGGUGUGAACAGGGCUGACGAUAAUUUCUCCUUCAGAGACAGUGGGAAGACUUCACGGGGGAGGAGGCUCUGAGCUGGGCUUUCAGGACAAGCAGGAUCCAGAAGGAUGGAGAAGGGAAAAGGGACAUUCCAGGCUGGGAGCAGGGAUGGCCUGUGCAAAGGCUGGGAAGUGGGGCCUGUAGGGUGACCCAGGAAAGAGGAACAGACCAGCCUGGCUUCCCAGACAAAGCUGGAACAACAUCGGGGUGUGGGUGGAAGGUGGCCCACACCUCGGAGCCGGGAGCCCAUGUGGCUUCCCUUCUGGGAUCCCCAAACCUUCACUGGGGUCCCAGGCAUACACUGUUUCCUGUAUAUGAGUUUACCCUCCAACAAAAGAAGGGCCCCCCACCUAUACAAGGUGAUACCUUGGGGGACCAUUUCAAGGUUUUUGGGUUUUUUUGAGACCCUGUCCUGCUCUGUCCCCCAGGCUGGAGUGCAGUAUUGCGAUCUUGACUCACUGCAGCCCCCGCCUCCCGGGUUCAAGCGAUUCUCCUGUCUCAGCCUCCUGAGUAGCUGGGACUAUAGGCGCCUGCCACCACAUCCAGCUAAUUUUUGUAUUUUUAGUAGAGACAGGGUUUCACCAUGUUGGUCUGGCUGGUCUCAGCCUCCUGACCUUGAGAUCCACCCGCCUCAGCCUCUCAAAGUGCUGGGAUUGCAGGUGUGAGCCACCGCACCUGGCCUCAAUUGUUUUUUUAGGUGAUACCUUGUGGGCCCAUUUCACUGUUUUUUGUUUGUUUGUUUGUUUUAAUUUUAGGUGAUACUGUGGAGGCCCAUUUCAAUUUCUUUCUUUUUUUUUUUUUCAAUUUCUUUCUUAAGUUGAUACCUUGGAGGCCCGUUUUGAUUUUUUUUCGUUAAGACUUAAGUUCUCGAUCUGUCACCCAGGCUGGAGUGCAGUGGUUUAUCCAAGCUCACUGCAGCCUCAAACUCCUGGGCUCAAGCAGACCUCCUACCUCGACCUCCCCAAGUACAGGGAUUACAGGCACCACGCCCAGCUCAGUUUUUUAACUUUUUGGAGGGAUGGGGCCACUGUGUUGCCCAGGCUGGUCUCAGACUCCUGCCUCAAGUGAUCCUCCCACCUCCACCUUUUAAAGUGCUGGGAUUACAGGUGCACACCGCCGCACCCGGCCCAGCUUCAAUUUCUCACCGUUCCCUGGGUCCUGUUUUUUCUUUUUAAGUGUUCACAGCCCAGUGAUCCCGCUCCUCACCGACCCCCGGCGCAGGCCUCCAGCCCUGCCCCGCCCACCUCCACAGCAGAAAUCGGAGACAAUACAACUUAU